AUGGAUAAACUCGUCCGUGAAAGGAAAUCACUCGAACCGCGAAUGAAGCGGAUUGCAGAGGUUGUGGCAAAAAUUAAGCCAGAAGAGGCUGAAGAAAUUAAUGUACAAGCCGAGUUAGAUGCCUUGAACGAUGUGCGGGCUUCAUAUAGUGCUGUGCAUAAGAAAAUUGUGGAGCAUUGUGAGGACGAUAAAUCGUACGACGAGGCAGUGAGCCGCCAAGGACAAUUUGAAGAUUAUUACAUUAAUCUCAAAACUCGUUUAUUGAAAAUCCUCAAAGUGGUAACAAAUCGAGAAUACGUGGCAGCCCCACAGCCAAUGCAGCAUGACGUUAUUAAGCAGCUUGCCGAUCAACAAGCUGAAUUUCUCCGUAUGAUGUCUGCUAAUAUGGCCGCUCCAUCAACCUCUUCUGCCGUCGUCCACCACAACGCUAGUGCGUCCCCAUUAUCGGAUCUCAAACUGCCUCGGAUGAAUGUACCUGUCUUCAGCGGAAAUUAUAUCGAUUGGCAAUCAUUUUACGACUUGUUCGACAGCUUGGUCCACCAAAACCCAACGCUGAAGGAUAGUCAAAAGCUGUAUUUCCUGAAAACUAACCUCACUGGUGAAGCAGCAUCCCUGAUUUCGCACCUGAAAAUAGAGGAUGCCAAUUAUCUACCUGCAUUGGAAAAACUAAAGUCUAGGUAUGACAAACCACGUGAAAUCGCGAAUCAGCAUAUUAAGCGAUUCCUCGCGCAGCCAACACUGACGUCAUCCACUGCACAAGGCUUGCGAUCACUCCAUGAUGUUUCAGAUGAGGUUAUUCGGGCUCUCAAAGCAAUGGACAGGGAAGAUCGUGACACGUGGCUUUUGUUCAUCCUCAGCGAAAAGGUGGAUCCAGACACAAAGCAACUGUGGUGCCAGAAGAUUGCAGAAAUGGAGGAGUCGAAUAUCACCCUGCAGUGUUUCCUAAAGUUCGUGGAAUCUCGCAGUUUCGCUUUGCAAGCAGCUCAGCCAGCCAAACCGAAAGUCAUCGUGCCCUUUAAACAACCUUCCAAGAAUCAACCUCAAUACAGAGGCGCUACCGCAUUCGUCGCCACGAACCCACCGUUCUGCAACGUGUGCAGCAAGCAACAUCAUCAUGUCUACCACUGUGGCAGGUUCAUCCACAUGAAUUAUGAAGAGCGAUUAGCUCACAUCAACAGAAUGAAGCUGUGUCACAAUUGCCUGAAAUCACAUCCCAGUGAAAGCUGUAAAUCAGGUACUUGCAGGAAAUGCAACUUACCUCACCACACCUUGCUUCAUCCGGCUACGCCAUCAGCAAGCCCACCAUCAGAAUUAUCAUCGUCAGUCUCGGCCCAGACAAACCUUGGAUCACCAACCCAUUCUUUGAUUGCGGCCCUCGACCCGCCAGCUUGCGUCGAUGCAUCUAAUGUCUUGCUCGCCACCGUUGCCAUCAACGUUUUGGACAGCCACGGACGUCCGCACGCCUGUCGUGCUGUAUUAGAUUGUGCAUCGCAGGUUAGCUUUAUUAGUGAAAAGUUUUGCAAACAACUCGGUCUCAAAACCCAAGCAGCCGACAUGUACCUCGAAGGGAUUUCUGCUACUCCAGCGCACGCUAAUAAAUGUGCUGAAAUAAUUAUUUCUUCUCGCUGUACGGAUUACCGCACCUCCGUUUCGUGCAUGGUGCUUGAGAAAAUCACUAAAACGCUUCCAUGCAAGGCAGCAAAUAUCGACACUUGGCCUAUUCCAGGGUCAAUACAUUUGGCCGAUCCACUCUUUCAUCGCCCGGGUAAGGUAGAAGUAUUACUGGGAAUUGAGCUCUUUUUUCAGAUGCUUGAGCCAGGCCAGAUUGCUCUCAGCGCUGACAAUAGCCUACCAACACUGCAAAACACAAGGCUCGGUUGGGUGGUUGCCGGCCGUUAUUACGAGCCGAACAGAUCUGUUGGAUCUCACGCUUCGACUUGCUUGCUAGCAUCAACCGAAGACGAGCUUUCUCAGCAGCUUCGUAAAUUUUGGGAGCUUGAAGAGUACACCGCAGCAUCCAGUUAUCUCACCGAAGAAGAGCAGCGCUGCGAACAACACUUUUCUGAGCAUACGUUCCGGGAUCAAACAGGCAAGUUUGUCGUUCGUCUUCCGUUCUUGCUCGAUCCCAACCAGCUGGGCGAGUCGAGACAAAUUGCAGAGAAAAGGCUUCGUCAUAUUGAGAAAAAGCUCGACCGUAACCCGGAACUCAAAGGUGAAUAUCAUGCGUUCAUCCGUGAAUAUAUUACUCUCGGUCACAUGUCACUGGUGAACGAUACCAGUACAUCUGCAAAAUCGGUUUAUCUCCCACACCAUUGCGUAGUCAAAUCAUCAAGUUCAACUACCAAAUGCCGCGUCGUGUUCGAUGCUUCGGCGAAGACUACCAGUGGUCUCUCAUUGAACGACAUACUAAUGUGUGGCCCGGUCGUUCAAGAUUCACUGAUUAAUAUUUUAAUACGAUUUCGCCUCCCACCAGUCGUACUUGUUGGUGAUGCGAAGCAAAUGUAUCGUAUGGUAUGGAUGCAUGAGCUCGAUCGUCACUUUUUAAGAAUUUUAUGGAGAUGGUCCCAAGAUGAUGAGAUAAAUGAAUAUCGGCUAAAUACGGUCACGUUUGGAACUAAAAGCGCAUCAUACCUGGCCACGAAAUGCGUACAGCAGCUUUUAGAGGCCUACCGACAGCAGUAUCCAGAUGCGGUGGAAAAGGCACUAAAGGGCAUCUACGUCGACGACAAUCUUACUGGUGCUGCAACCGAAGAAGAAGCAAAGCUGAUACGGGAGCAGCUGACUGAAAUGUUUGCGGCAGGGGGAUUUCAUCUUCGCAAGUGGGCAUCAAAUAGUGAAACCGUGUUGGAAGGCGUUAAUGAAGCAGAUUUAGAAGUGAAAAUUCCCAUCCAGGAGAACGACACCAGUACCAUCAAGGCCCUCGGAAUGCAAUGGCAGCCGUGUAGUGACGAGUUCCAUUUUUCCUACCACCCAACUGAGAUCCUUCAGCCCACUAAACGAACUAUUUUAUCACAAAUUGCCAGUCUAUUUGAUCCGCUUGGCCUUUUAGCACCUGUAAUCGUAAAGGCAAAGCUGGUAAUGCAGCGCAUGUGGGAGCUGAAGGUGGCCUGGGAUGCACCACCCCCCGGUGAGUUAUGCAACGAUUGGUUAGUUUUGGUGCAAAAGUUUUCGCUUCUCAAUUCAUUUCAGAUACCUCGCAAGGUGAUCAGCAUACGGAAGUGGUCUCGUCUCUACCUACACGGCUAUUGCGAUGCCUCUGACUUGGCCAUGGGCGCAUGCAUCUAUAUUCGAGCCGUAGACGACAACGAAAAUAUCUCUUCCCAUCUUCUGUGUGCCAAAUCGAAGCUGGCACCUAUAGGCAAUGGCAGAACUACUACACCCCGUCUUGAGUUGUGUGCAGCAGUUAUUCUCUCACGAUUAAUCGCAAAUGUUAAAGCAGCUCUUUCGGAUACCAGUUUCUACGAGAUUCGUGCCUUUACCGAUUCCAAGGUUGUCCUCGCCUGGCUCACUGGCGGUGCUGCAAGAUGGAAGACUUUCGUGGCAAAUCGAGUAGCGGAGAUUACUACACAUCUACCAUCCAUCAACUGGUCUCACGUGGGUACUCAUCACAAUCCGGCCGAUCUGAUCUCACUGGGCGCCUUUCCUGACCAGCUUCAAACAAACAAUCUUUGGUGGCAUGGUCCUAGUUGGAAGCCAUUAGAGACGAAUAGCGAAUCAUUUCCAAACAAUGAUCUCGACACCGAUGAGCUACGACAAAUAGAUAGAGAGCAGCGAGUUACUGCCGUGAGCUGCCUCACUGUUUAUGAGAAUCGUUUCUUAGAUGACAUGAUGGCCAGGUACUAUCCGAACUUACAGCUUCUUCUACGUAUAACUGCUCGGAUGCUUCGCUUUGGGCACUCUGAGUUCCGCAUUUCUACUCGGCUCUCUCCAAAGGAAAUCGAUUUUGCUUUAGGAAAGUACCUAGGACACACACAGCAGCAACACUUUUCUGGAGAACUAAGUCGAUUGCAGCUAGGCCUUAGUGUCGAACGUAAUAGUCCAUUGUAUCAGCUAAGCCCGUUCCUGGAUGGAAACGGUGUCGUCAGGGUGGGCGGCAGGCUGCAGCAGUCGGAUUUGAGUUACGACAACAAGCAUCCAAUCUUGUUGCCUCAACAUUCGAUAUUAACAUCGUUCAUCCUUCUUAAAGUGCAUCGCGAGCAGCUCCACUGUGGCCCUCAGUCGUUGUUAGCAGCUGUACGGACACGGUUUUGGAUAUUACGUGGUAGCAGCGCCGCACGCAAGGUAUGCCGUGAUUGUGUGAUCUGCAGUCGAGCUCAGCCAGCCCACAUUCAUCAACAAAUGGGACAGUUACCAGCAGACCGCUUGAAACCACUUCCACCCUUUGCUAUUACGGGUGUCGAUUACGCCGGACCAGUGAGCAUUGUUGGGCGAAGAGCCCGUGGUGCAGUAGCAUCGAAAGGAUAUAUCGCUUUGUUCGUAUGCUUGGGAACACGGUCGAUUCAUUUAGAAGCUGUUUCGGAUCUAAGUGCAUCGUCAUUUUUGGCCGCGUUCACCCGUUUCACCAGUCGCUACGGAGUACCCACCAAGAUGUACUCCGACAAUGCUACUAACCUUCGAGGAGCAGCGAAGACGCUUCGGGAACUCUAUCAACGUAUUGAUGCCACAGAACACAGCAACGAAGUGAACGAUUUUUUAACCGACCAGCGGGUGCAAUGGUUCUUCAUUCCUGCCCGCUCACCGCACCAUGGAGGGUUGUGGGAGGCUGGUAUCAAGGUUGCCAAAGGAUUUCUCAGCAAAAUUGGAGGUAAUCAAAAUUAUACAUUUGAAGAAUUAAGUACUCUUCUCGCCCAGGUUGCUGCCUGCAUGAAUUCUCGUCCGAUAUCAACACUAUCAGAUAACCCCACUGAUCCUCAGCCGCUUACCCCCGCUCAUUUCCUGAUCGGGCGACCGCUCGGAGCUCUUCCCGAAAUCAAUCAUCUCGAGCAGCAGAUAGACUCUCUUACCAGGUGGAAUUAUGUUCAACGUGUCGCCCAGGAUUUUCGGGCUCGGUGGCAGUCUGAAUAUGUGCUUUCGCUCCAACGGUUAGCAAAAUGGCAAGCGUCGGCGCCUAAUGUCGCCGAAGGUGAUUUUGUGCUACUCGUCGAAGACAACGAAAAAUCGCAACAGUGGCCACUAGGUCGCAUUCUGGAAUUAUUUCCCGGAAAUGACGGGCGCGUCAGGGUCGUUUCGGUCAAAACGGCCAAGGGCAUUUUUCGACGCGACGUCCGAAAGCUUCGACGAUUCCCUCUAGACAGCGACGAGUAUCUACCAGGAAAAAAUGGAUUGGAAAUUCCUACUCGUAAUUUGGUGGGCGGCUUAUGUUGGCGCGAAAAUGGGAGCGACUACCCUACUCGUCAUAGCAGCGAGCGACGCGGACGGCGGCUACCAACAAAGGAGUGA
Messenger RNA from Sabethes cyaneus, 5439 nucleotides. RefSeq lists its product as uncharacterized. The record is from RefSeq and is a predicted model, not a curated record. The transcript has a single exon. Gene Ontology annotation, biological process: DNA integration. Gene Ontology annotation, molecular function: nucleic acid binding. Bases 1 to 5439 code for a protein of 1812 amino acids. Lineage: Eukaryota; Metazoa; Arthropoda; Insecta; Diptera; Culicidae.